Austrofundulus limnaeus is the source of this 1360-nucleotide messenger RNA. RefSeq names its product ADP-ribosylation factor related protein 1 (gene arfrp1). Gene Ontology annotation, biological process: Golgi to plasma membrane protein transport; intracellular protein transport; protein localization to Golgi apparatus. The record is from RefSeq and is a predicted model, not a curated record. Gene Ontology annotation, molecular function: GTP binding; GTPase activity. NCBI's taxonomy places the organism in Eukaryota, Metazoa, Chordata, Actinopteri, Cyprinodontiformes, Rivulidae. Gene Ontology annotation, cellular component: Golgi apparatus.
UGUUGACCCCAGUGGAGUUCCUAGUUUCCGGAAGAAAAAUUGUGGGGUAGUUUUGUUGUAGUACUGAACAACUGCUGUAAAAAUGUUCAGUCAGUUUCAUGUGUUUACAGUUAAUAGUCUUUUAUAGUCUUUGUGUUUAUGUUGACUUUGUUUAUAAUGACGCGACAGUGAUACGUGUUGCUGUUGUUUGUUUUUGUUAGCUUAGCUGAAGCUAACACUAGUUGUCCAGUUCUUGUUUACAAUUUUUUUCCCCAAAAAUGUACACUUUGUUAUCUGGAUUGUACAAGUACAUGUUCCAAAAGGAUGAGUACUGCGUGUUAAUCCUGGGUCUGGAUAAUGCAGGAAAAACGACCUUUCUGGAGCAGACCAAGACCAGGUUCAGUAAGAACUACAAAGGAAUGAGUUUAUCAAAGAUCACAACAACAGUCGGUCUGAACAUUGGAACCAUCGACGUGGGCAAGGCUCGCCUCAUGUUCUGGGACCUGGGAGGUCAGGAUGAGCUCCAGUCUCUAUGGGACAAAUAUUACGCUGAGUCCCAUGGAGUCAUCUAUGUGAUCGAUUCAACUGAUGAAGAGCGUCUGUCAGAAUCAAAGGAGGCCUUUGAGAAGAUGAUCAGCAGCGAGGCGUUAGAAGGUGUUCCACUUCUGGUUCUGGCCAACAAGCAAGAUGUGCUGCCCGAUCCAACAGGUUGUGUCCUUGUCGUCCAUCUUUAACCUGCGAAAAGUCAACAUGCAGUCAAACACGACUGCUGGUGUCCAAAUUUCAUGAAGUUACUGUUUUCUUCAGUUCUGUUUGGAAGKGGUUCUGCUUUGUGAGGGGUCACAUAGUAUCAGUUAAUAUUCAGACCUGCAGACAUUACCUUUUGAAGUGAAGAAGAUUUUAUUUUUCUUUGUUUUUCUGAGCAUAUUAACAGAAUUAGCUGAGUCACUACAGAUGUUUGUGUACUGUGAUCUAAAACCUGUAAAUAGUUGUAUUUCUGUACAAAYAGUCAGAUAAACUGUUGGGUGAUUAAUUUAAUAAACUCCUCUUUUCAGAUUUGAGCCUGAGGCUGCAGGACCUCAUCUGUUGUGGAGACAAACAGAACUCAAGUCAACACUUUGAAUUUUCCUCUGCAUUAGUUUAUCAUCAGAUAGUUUUUAUACUAGUUUCAUUUGAUGUUUCAUACUGAUGACAGAUGUCAGACUGACUCCAUCUCCAGUGUUUAUAGAGCAGGUUUUUAUGUAAAGAACAUUUUAUAAAGGUAAAAUAACUGAUCAGCAGUGAUCGUCAGCUUGUGGGCCAAGAGGUCAGGGUGGGCAUCACACUACAAUUUGUUGAAGGAUGAAACAUGAAAUAAAAAAUAACUCCAGUGUGUAAAAUA